Messenger RNA from Corylus avellana, 1137 nucleotides. RefSeq names its product Peroxidase superfamily protein. Gene Ontology annotation, biological process: hydrogen peroxide catabolic process; response to oxidative stress. The record is from RefSeq and is a predicted model, not a curated record. Gene Ontology annotation, molecular function: peroxidase activity; heme binding. NCBI's taxonomy places the organism in Eukaryota, Viridiplantae, Streptophyta, Magnoliopsida, Fagales, Betulaceae.
UCCCACCUCUCCCUCUAUAUAAACUCUCAAAGCGAAGCCCAACAACAGCAGAAGAAGAAGAAGAAGGAAGCCAUUUACAUACAAUACAUAUGUAUAUCCCAAGAAUAAUGCAAAUGAAAAUUACAAGAUUCCUAGUGUUUUUCUUUGCCCUUCCUCUUCCUCUUGUGUUGGCCGAUCUGCAGGUAGGUUUCUACAAAUCUACGUGUCCGCAAGCAGAAUCAAUUGUACAACAAGUAGUGCAAGCUGAAUUCUAUCGAGAUCGAUCCAUCACCGCUGCCUUGCUUCGUAUGCAUUUUCAUGAUUGUUUUGUCAGAGGUUGUGAUGCCUCUAUACUAAUAGACUCAACAAGUGAGAAGGCAUCAGAGAAAGAUGCUGGGCCAAACCAGACUGUACGAGGAUUUGAAGUUAUUGAUAAUGCCAAGAAAAGAUUAGAGGCUGCUUGCCCUUCAACCGUUUCUUGUGCCGAUAUUAUUACUUUGGCCACCCGUGACGCUGUUGCUCUUGCCGGAGGCCCCAAUUAUACAUCGGCAACGGGAAGGCGCGAUGGUCUUGUCUCCGAUCCUGAACAAGUGUUGUUGCCGGGACCAGCACUUUCUGUUUCUGGGGCAUUGCAAUUUUUUACUGCCAAAGGGAUGGCUCUCAAUGACAUGGUCACCCUUUUAGGAGCACACAGUGUGGGAGUAGCACAUUGCUUCUUCUUUGACUACAGGCUUUCCAACUAUGAAGGCUCCGGGGCUCCGGAUCCUUCCAUGGAUCCUGCUCUGAUUGCAAAGCUCAACAUGACCUGCGCGAGGAAUGCGGGCGCUACUGCAUUUUUGGAUCAAAGUACGUCGUUCGCCAUGGACAAUCAAUUCUUUAAGCAAAUUCUUUUGAGGAAAGGUGUUUUGCAGAUUGAUCAGGAACUUGCGUUGGAUAAUUCAACCGCUCGCUUUGUUUCUGGUUUUGCAUCAAACGGGGUCGUAUUCCACCAGAGCUUUGCAAAAGCUAUGAUCAAGUUGGGCAGCGUCCAAGUUCUUGUUGGGAAAGCUGGAGAAAUUCGGAAGAACUGCAGAGUUUUCAAUACACCCAAGAAAAGUAAAUAAAUUCGAGCCUUUUAAGGAUUUUAUAUCCUCUUUUUUAAAUAUUCAUGAGUAGAGA